AUGUCUCGAGUAAGAUGGACCACGCGGUGCCGCAGGCGACUCCGCAAACUCCGUCGUCGCCUCUUCCGCAGGCGCAAAGGGGGCCAGCAAGAAGAGGAAGAAGAAGACGACACCGGGGUAACCGAGGUAUGCACCCCCGGGAUCCCACCACACUCAGAGUCGUCGCCAUCGCCACCACCGGUGGGCGCGGCACCCACAUCGACGACCCCUAGUGUUCCAAUCCUCAGUAAGCACGGCCGCCCACCAUCCAACUUCUUCCCACCAUGCCGCUUAUACCAAAACCUUCGCCAACCUGCAGGCGAGGAGACUUCGUCGCACACCGGGCCCCAGGGCCUCCCCGUUCCGCCUUCAGGAACGGCUGCAUCGAGGGGUAGACUCUUCAGGCUACCGAGCAUCUUCAGCAGACGGUCAGGCCCCGGGACACCUGCUGGGCAACCUAGGAAGCUCACCAAGCCUCAACCCAAGGACAACAACGAAGGGGAGAACGUGACUGCACCGCAGAGCCAAGCAUACCAGUCUCUCCUAGACCCGCCUGCUCCGCAGAGACAAGCACAGCCGUCUGCUCAAGGUCCGCCUGUACCGCAGAGUCAAGCAUAUCAGUCUCUCCUGGACCCACCUGCUCCGCAGAGUCAAGCACAGCCAUCUCCUCCAAAUCCGCCUGCACCACAGGUCCAGGCAUACCAGUCUCUGCUGGAACCACCUGUUCCGCAGAGUCAAGUACAGCCGUUUCCUCUAAAUCCGCCUGUACCGCAGGGCCAGGCAUAUCAAUCUCUCCUAGACCAGCCGACUACCCAGAGCCAAGCACAGCCGUCUCCUGUGGAUCCGCCUCAAUCGGGGAACCAAGGCGAAGGGAAGAGUGCAGUUGUAUCGCAGAGCCAGGCAAGUCAGUCUCUCACAGGCCCAUCUAUAUCACAGACCGAGUUAUAUAAGUUUCUCACAUCCCCGGCUGAGCCGCAGACCCAGAACCAAGCACCUGAGUUUCCCGCCGACGAGUCUCCCGCCGACCCAGACUCUUCUGAUUCCGGGAGCGGGAGUGGAGGUGGGAACAAGAAUACGGUGGUGACUGGCCCCGGCGGCACACAGGGAGGAACACAGAACCAGGCUGGCCUCGAAGGCGGCAGUGGGGAUGGGAACGAGAAUGUGUUGGUGUUUAACUGGAGGGUGAGCGCCGUACAGGGGGGGGGGACACAGGAAGGCGGGACCCAGGCUGGGCCGAGCAGUACUCAGGGAGAAACGGGGACUCAAGCUGGGGUAGAAGGCGGCGGACUACGACCACCCGAGGACCCAGAGUACGACAGCGCUUCCGUUUAUAGCAGCGAAUCACAUGAGGAACAUCGUCAUGAACGGGCGUCCACCAACCACACCCUUUACUUUGAGGCGGGCAAAGAACUAUUUAAACAGUACUCGGCUGAGAAUGGAGGGCCCAAGUAA
Messenger RNA from Dichotomopilus funicola, 1431 nucleotides. RefSeq lists its product as uncharacterized. The record is from RefSeq and is a predicted model, not a curated record. NCBI's taxonomy places the organism in Eukaryota, Fungi, Ascomycota, Sordariomycetes, Sordariales, Chaetomiaceae. Bases 1 to 1431 code for a protein of 476 amino acids. The transcript has 2 exons.